GGGUCGCUUCACAGGCGGUGAAGCAGGUCUGCAGGUGUCUAUCUUUCUCUCCCCCUCUCUGUCUUCCCCUCCUCUCUCCAUUUCUCUCUGUCCUAUCCAACAACGACGACAUCAAUAACAACAACAAUAAACAAGGGCAACAAAAGGGAAUAAACAUAAAGAAAAGGAAAAAAAGGACAGACUGGGAAGGGAAGUCAUAACUGGAACUGCAGGUUCCAUGGCCACAGACGUUCAUAAGGAACCUACACAGGGUAUUGUGACUUUUGAGGAUGUGGCCAUAUACUUCUCCUGGGAGGAAUGGGGUCUCCUUGAUGAGGCUCAGAAACGUCUAUACUGCGAUGUGAUGCUGGAGAAUUUUGCUCUGCUGGCCUCUGUAGGUUAUUGGCAUGAGGUGGAUGAAGAGGAGGCAUCUUCUGGACAGAAUAUUCCUGUAGAAGAUAUGUCACAGGUUUGGAAGACUCUCAAGUAUUUGGUCAGAACCUUCACAUGGGAAGAGUGGGACCACCUGAGCCUGGACCAGAAGACUAUUUAUCGGGAAGUAAUGCUGGAGACCUUUGCAUCCCUGGCCUCCCUGGGGCAUCCUGUUACCAAGUCAGAACUGAUCUGCCUGCUGGAGAGCAAGUACAGUCUUUGUCUGGAGAAGAGAGGCCUCUCCUAAUACUUCUCUCCAGGAGGUUUUGUGGCUCUUGAUUUGAAGAUCUGUUUUGAUGUUCACAACCUCAGGUGUGUGGAAGAAAAGGGGUCCAUCUACUGGAUGCGGAAAUUUCCUGGAUGUGGAAGGCCACCUUGAGUAUGAAAUUCUUAGCUGUUCCUGUGUUUUCUUGUGACCAGACUCAUUCUCUGUCUGAACUCUAUGACUGCAGUUCCAAAUUCUUCUUCUAGCCCAGUCACAGAAGUCUGUUGCUGUUGAUGGUUUAGUUUGCCUUGGAGAUAGUCCUACCUGAAUUUCCAGUGAUAUGGGGAGUGUCUUCCAUACCAUGCCGCUUCUCCCUCUGUCAAGUCAGAGCUAAUGGGCAGGUUUUUGUAGCCUAAGCUUUUGGCAGCUUCAGAGCACUGACAGCACUGGUGAAGGGAACUUCACUUGUACACUAUUUCUAAAGUCACUGGGAUUUUUGUCUCAUUACAGCUCCCUGCCAUAAGCCAGUACUUGGAUCCUCUUUAUCUGUGAAGGAGCUUGCUACACUCUGGAAGCUAACCUACUCAAAUGAGUACUUUGCCUUCUUAGAUUGCAGCAGCCUACACACCACAGUCCCCUCUGUCCCACAAGCUAUGGUGCAGGUUUUGUGGCCUGGUAGCUGAGGUGGCUUCACUGUGUAGAUGUAAGGUGAGAGGGCUCCACCUGCCACACUAUGUCUGCUACAAUUCUGGGGUUCAGAAUCUAGUCACAGCACCCAGUUCUUACUGGUCUUACCUACCUUAUGGCAGAAGCUGAUGGGUUCUGGAGGAGUGAGUGCCCCCAAAGUCCUGUUUGGUCUGCAACUCCCACCACUGUAGCUACACAGUCUUUACUUUUCCUGAACAGUAGCUGGAGAUUCAGCCCCUUCUUCCUGUUCCAUCAACACCAUUAGCUUUUGGGCACUCAGCUUCUAAACCAUAGGUGGUUGUAUUGACUAAUUAU
This is a messenger RNA of Erinaceus europaeus (western European hedgehog), 1618 nucleotides long. Its product is annotated as zinc finger protein 211-like. Lineage: Eukaryota; Metazoa; Chordata; Mammalia; Eulipotyphla; Erinaceidae. The transcript has 7 exons. The record is from RefSeq and is a predicted model, not a curated record. Gene Ontology annotation, biological process: regulation of DNA-templated transcription. The coding region runs from base 218 to 658 and encodes 146 amino acids.